Messenger RNA from Kogia breviceps (pygmy sperm whale), 2213 nucleotides. It is a transcript of the gene ZNF383, whose product is annotated as zinc finger protein 383. Gene Ontology annotation, biological process: negative regulation of transcription by RNA polymerase II. Gene Ontology annotation, molecular function: RNA polymerase II cis-regulatory region sequence-specific DNA binding; DNA-binding transcription repressor activity, RNA polymerase II-specific. The record is from RefSeq and is a predicted model, not a curated record. Lineage: Eukaryota; Metazoa; Chordata; Mammalia; Artiodactyla; Physeteridae. Gene Ontology annotation, cellular component: nucleus.
ACUACAUUUCCCAGACACCCUGGAUGGUAUAGGGCUGACCCUUCACUCGCCUGCGGGACCCUAGGCCUCCGGGGAAGGGGAAGUGCAAGCUCUGCUUUUCUCAGAGAGGUCCCCAGAGGAGAAGGAGGAAUGGCUGUUGACCAAGCCAAAUACAAGGUAUUCUCAACUCCAUAUGGUAAGAGUAUGUUUGAUUUUGUAAGAAGCUGCCAAACUGUCUUCCAAAGUGGCUGUACCAUUUUGCAUUCUCACCAGCAAUGAAUGAGAGUUCCUGUUGCUCCACAUCCUGGCCAGCAUUUGGUGUUAUCAGUGUUCUGGAUUUUGGCCAUUCUAAUUGGCCUGCCUUCUCAGAACACUAUCCUUUUCCAGGAGGACAGCCCCAAGGAGGAGUGAUCAUCUCCUGUAAUACUGAAAGCCAUGGCCCAGGGAUCAGUGAUGUUCAGUGAUGUGUCUAUAGACUUCUCUCAAGAGGAGUGGGAAUUCCUGGACCCUGCUCAGAGGGACUUAUACAGAGAUGUGAUGUUGGAGAACUAUAGCAAUCUGGUGUCAGUGGGACUUUACAUUCCUAAGCCUCAAGUUAUCUCCUUAUUGGAACAGGGGAAAGAGCCCUGGAUGAUUGGCAGAGAGCUGACAAGAGGCCUGUGUUCAGAUCUGGAAUCAAUGUGUGAAACCAAGUUAUUAUCGCUAAAGAAGGAAGUUUAUGAAAUAGAAUCAUGCCAGAGGGAGAUGAUGGGAGUUACAAAGCAUGGCCUUGAAUACUCCAGUUUUAGAGAUGUUUUGGAAUAUAGAAACCACUUUGAAAAACAAGUGGGAUAUAAAAAUGGGCAUUUCAGCCAAGAAAUAUUCACUCGUGAAUACAUGCCCACAUCUAUUCAACAGACAUUCUUUACUCUACAUCACAUAAUUAACAGUGAAGAGAAACCAUAUGAAUGUAAGAAAUGUGGAAAGAUCUUUAGUCAGAAUUCACAAUUUCUUCAACAUCAGAGAAUUCAUAUUGGCGAAAAAUCUUAUGAAUGUAAGGAGUGUGGGAAAUUCUUUAGUUGUGGCUCACAUGUUACUCGACAUCUGAAAAUUCAUACUGGUGAAAAACCCUUUGAAUGUAAAGAAUGUGGAAAGGCCUUCAGCUGUAGCUCAUACCUUUCUCAACAUCAGAGAAUUCAUACCGGUAAGAAACCCUAUGAAUGUAAGGAAUGCGGGAAGGCCUUUAGUUAUUGCUCAAAUCUUAUCGACCAUCAGAGAAUUCACACUGGUGAAAAACCGUAUGAAUGUAAAGUAUGUGGGAAAGCCUUUACUAAGAGCUCACAACUUUUUCAACAUGUGAGAAUUCAUACAGGUGAGAAACCCUAUGAAUGUAAGGAAUGUGGCAAAGCUUUUACUCAGAGCUCAAAGCUUGUACAGCAUCAGAGAAUUCAUACAGGUGAGAAACCCUAUGAGUGCAAAGAAUGUGGCAAAGCCUUUAGUAGUGGCUCAGCACUUACUAAUCAUCAGAGAAUUCACACUGGGGAGAAACCCUAUGAUUGUAAGGAAUGUGGGAAGGCUUUUACUCAGAGCUCACAACUUCGUCAGCAUCAGAGAAUUCAUGCUGGUGAGAAACCUUUUGAAUGUCUUGAAUGUGGGAAGGCCUUUACUCAGAACUCACAGCUUUUUCAACAUCAGAGAAUUCAUACAGAUGAAAAACCAUAUGAAUGUAAUGAAUGUGGAAAGGCCUUUAAUAAAUGCUCAAACCUUACUCGACACCUCAGAAUUCAUACUGGUGAAAAGCCCUAUAACUGUAAGGAAUGUGGAAAGGCAUUUAGUAGUGGCUCAGAUCUCAUUCGUCAUCAGGGCAUUCAUACUGAUGAAUAAUAAAAACUAAAGCUCUUGUCACCUUCCUGAUAUUUUAAACAACAACAAAUAUUCAUGUGUGAUAGUUACCCUCUUUCACUAUUUUUCGUUUCUUAAUUUUAUUUUCUAUUUCUUUUUAAUCCAAAUAUAUUUUACUCUAAGUUAUGAAUUUGGAUUCUAAAUUGACAUUUGCCUGUCCCUCCCCCUUACUUCCCCCACCCCAUCUUGUACUAAUGGCAGUUCAACAAUUUUUUCCUUUCCUAUUAUUUUGUUCUACCUUCUUGGAGAUAGAUUAUAUUACUGUUUAUAUUUGCUUGAGUCUCAAGGCUAUGCUUUCUUCUCUGAUAUAUAUAUUUGUGCUUAUACCAACAUCACACUGUUUAAAUUGUGUG